GAAGAGUUGAAACAAAUGGCAGGUUCAAAGAAAGGAAAGAGCAGCAACAAGAAGAGAGAAGACAAGUCAAAGCCUAAAGAAUCAAACUCAAAACUUUCAUCUCAUCAAGAGUCCUCAUCAACAGCCGAAAAUGUUGUUCCUGCUGAAGGUGGUGAUGAACCGAUUGAAGAGGUUAUGUGGGGAAAAAGCCCUGAUGCUAAAACAGAAGAAUUGGCAAUGAGAUUGGAAAUGAAAGUGAAGGAGCUUGAGGCGCAAGUGGAAGAGAAAAAGAAGAGGCGAGAGUUAUUGUCCGAGCUCUUGAAACAGCAAAAGAUAGAAAUUGGGAGUGCUCACAUAAACAGCAUGUUGAAGAUGAGAUUGCGAUCAAGGGAAAUGAGUGAUGCGCUUGAUUUUCUGGAGAGGAGAACAAGUGAUCUUGAGGUUCAAAAUCAGAGGCUUCGGGCCGAGCUAUCUGCGUGUAAAGUUAAUGGCAUUGAAUUGGAGAGGAAACUGAAGGCAGGAAUAAAAAAGGAGAAGGGAAUGAUUAACCAAAUUGAAGCUCUUGAAGGAAUGAAUGAUAGUGUCAAAAACGAGAUUCAUGAGAUGAUAGAAAUGAACCUCCAGCUUGAUAAGCAGUUGCAUGUCACUAAAGAAGCUAGUAAUGAACUUGAGGUGAGAGUGAAGCAAAAGUUGAAGGAACUAGAGGAAGCGAAAGAUCUGCUCAAAGAAGAAAAAAGAUUACUGAGAAUUGCAACAGAGACUAGGGAAGAAAUGGUAGCAACUUUGCAGCAAGAAAUUGAGGCUGAAAGAAAACAAGUGGAACAUGAAUGGAUAACUUUGUAUCAUGAAUUCAGUAUCCUCGAGGAAACCUACGGUUUCCAAGGUGAAUCGUCUUUCUCUUCUUCUUCUUCUUCUUCUCACGACGGAUUAAAGACGUUCCCAGACAGAAUCUGGGACGAUGAUUGUGACAUUCCGAUUCACCGGCGAUGUAUAAUGUGCUUGAAGAGGGAAACCGGAAUCCUUUUCAUUCCUUGUGGUCAUCUAGUCAUUUGUAUUGAAUGUCGCGAAAGAAUCGCAAAUGAAUGCCCUUGCUGCAAGGAGAAUAUUCAAGAAAAGGUGCAUUUAUUUCUGAAGGCGUCUUUUCAAGGGAUGUGGUUGUCGGGCUGCAUUGGUUUUGGUGGAUGA
Molecule: messenger RNA, 1164 nt
Organism: Oldenlandia corymbosa var. corymbosa
Lineage: Eukaryota; Viridiplantae; Streptophyta; Magnoliopsida; Gentianales; Rubiaceae
Source: the annotation of a GenBank genome assembly